GCCCCGCCUCUUCAGGGAAGAGUCUAUGGGGUGAGCAGCGGAGCGCGAGGAGAGGCUGAAGCCCUGUCUUCAUCAGUGUCGGACUGUCCUGGUGGUACUGAUGCUGCUCCCCCCUGCCUGUGGUCCCAGGAUGUGGUUGUUGUCUGCAGUAACCGUAUUGAUCUGUGGCCUUGCCACACAGUCACUGGAUGUGGCACAGAAAGCUAGACGAGAUCUUCAGGACGUCCGAUACACUGCAGACCCUGAAGACAACAUGAAUAUAAGUGAACUAAUUGAAUACAAAGGAUAUCCCAGCGAGGAAUAUGAUGUGACUACUGAAGACGGCUAUAUCCUAAAUAUCAACAGGAUACCUUUUGGUGUCAAAUCUCCAUUUACAGGACCCAAGCCUGUGGUGCUCUUACAGCAUGGCCUACUUGCAGAUGGCAGUAACUGGGUUAGCAAUCUUGCCAACAACAGUUUGGGCUUUAUCCUGGCAGAUGCAGGGUAUGAUGUGUGGAUAGGAAAUAGUCGGGGAAAUACGUGGUCUCGGAAACACAAGACUCUCUCUCCUGAUUCUGAAGAAUUUUGGGCUUUCAGCUAUGAUGAGAUGGCUUUACUUGAUCUUCCUGCAGUCAUAAACUUUAUAUUACAAAAAACCGGACAGGAGCAAAUUUUUUACAUUGGACAUUCUCAGGGAACCACUAUAGGAUUUAUCGCGUUUUCAAGUUUGCCCCAGCUGGCGAAAAAAGUGAAAAUGUUUUUUGGUCUGGGUCCUGUGGCUACAGUCAAGUUCGCCACCAGUCCAUUGGCAAAGCUAGGCCUUAUUCCAGAAUUCUAUUUCAAGGAGUUGUUUGGGAAAAGGGAUUUUUUCCCCCAGUCAUACGUCCUUAAAUGGCUUGUCACUAGCUUCUGCGACCAUGUAGUGAUAUGGGAGGAAAUGUGUGGCAAUGUUUUCUUUAUUAUAAGUGGAUUCAACGAAAAGAACCUCAACAUGAGCCGGUUAAAUGUAUAUGCAACCCAUUGUCCCGCAGGAACAUCUGUGAAAAAUAUGAUCCACUGGGCCCAGGCAGUAAAGACUGGAGAACUGAAGGCAUUUGACUAUGGAACAAAGGGCAAUAUUUUUCAUUACAACCAGACUACGGCUCCUUUAUACAGUGUGAAGGAUAUGACAAUUCCCACAGCCUUAUGGAGUGGGGGCAACGACUGGUUGGCUGAUCGCAACGAUGUAUCUUUAUUGCUAAGCCAAAUCAGUAAUUUGGUAUACCACAAAGAGCUGCCAGACUGGGAACAUCUGGAUUUUAUCUGGGGCUUGGAUGCUGCAGAUCGUAUGUACGGUGAAAUCAUUCACUUCAUGAAGAUCUUCUCCUAAACUCUUGUUUCGGGUGUUUGAAGAAACCGUGUGCAGAGCAUGGAAAAGAAAAAUGUUACCUUAUUGACAACUUGAAGAAAACUUGAUAUGAACUGUAGCCAUACUAUAUACAUUACUAUGCAAUUCAUAGGAGCCUCAUUUACAUGCAGGAAUUUCAUAUCUUUUUUUACAAGUGAAAAAGCUUUGCAUUUCUUACCAA
This is a messenger RNA of Bufo bufo (common toad), 1547 nucleotides long. RefSeq names its product lysosomal acid lipase/cholesteryl ester hydrolase-like. The coding region runs from base 101 to 1348 and encodes 415 amino acids. The transcript is spliced from 10 exons. The record is from RefSeq and is a predicted model, not a curated record. Gene Ontology annotation, molecular function: hydrolase activity, acting on ester bonds. Lineage: Eukaryota; Metazoa; Chordata; Amphibia; Anura; Bufonidae.